UCUCAGACUUGUCGCUCACCUGUCGCAGAGGCUGACGCAGGUUCGGCCCACCUGUAUAAUUUGUCUAAUUGCUCUUUUCGGACAUUUCAGAGGAGGCGUUCAGAGGACAGAGCUGCUCCGCGCUCAGCCACUGUGUAAUUUUAUCCACGCUGCAGUCCCUCGCUUCACACAGGGCUGAUACCUUUGCCUCCCCCUUUCCUUUGUAUCAAUUGGUCGGAGUUCAGCCUAUUGUCGCCACAAGCCUCUUUUAUAUGUGCGCUCGGUCUGAGCUCAGGCUCUCAGUCAGUCAGACCCGCAGGAGGGAGUUGGAGCAGCAGCAGAGGCGAGGAGCGGAUCCCACCUCGGGGGAUCAGCGGCUGUGUAUCUGCGGUGUCUCUCUGGCUCGUGUGCUGCGCAGUUGCUUGGAGCUCUCCGGUGUUGUGGGGGGCCCCGACACUUUAAUGGGACCCCGAGAGCCGUGCGGGAGUUCUCUGUUUUUUCGCCGCAGUCGUCGCUCUCCGGCCAUGCCACAAUGCUGAUGAUAUCUCUGCUGGUGUUGCUGAGCCUGUUGGAUCCCGUCAGUUCCCGGGCCCGCUGCGCCCCUGGCCAGGCUUGCGACCCCCGGCAGCGGAGGGACGCCGGGGGUCGCGGAGGAGUCUACGAGCACCUCGGAGGAGCGCCGAGGAGAAGGAAGCUCUACUGCGCGACUAAAUAUCAUUUACAGAUCCAUCCUAACGGGAAAAUAGACGGUUCACUGGAGGAAAACAACCCGCUGAGCAUCAUGGAGAUCACAGCGGUGGAUGUGGGAGUUGUGGCCAUCAAAGGGCUUUUCUCUGACAGAUAUCUGGCCAUGAAUGAUAAAGGCCGGCUGUAUGCAUCGGAAGUGUUCAACAAAGAGUGUGAGUUUGUGGAGCGGAUCCACGAGCUGGGGUACAACACAUAUGCAUCCCGCCACCACUCCACUGAGCAGCCGCUGCCACCAGGGGGCGGCAGCAGCAGCAACAAGCGGCGGGCCAGCGCCAAGCGGCAGUGGUACGUUUCUAUCAACGGCAAAGGCCGGCCACGGCGAGGCUUCAAGACCAGAAGCACGGACAAAGCCUCGCUCUUCCUGCCUCGGGUGCUGGGCAACAAGGACCAUGAGAUGGUGAGGCGACUCAGAGACAGUCAGAGUGCACACCACCACACGCAUCGCCACGGCAGCCGCGGCGAACGCAGGAGACGCCGUCAUCGUGCCAGGAAAGGCCGAGGCCGACAGUCAGAUGACUGAGCAGACUGUUAGAGACUCAUCAGGACGUGGACCCAGGACCUGGACUCAUGGGGGACGUGGAGAAACAGUUUGGACUCUGCAUUCUGGAUCAGUGGAGGUUUUUGUUGUUUGAUGCACAAAGAAAAACGUCCGGAGAAGAAGAAGAAAAGACCUGAGGCCAAGUGUUGGGACACACAAAUCCUCCACUUUCAGGAGACUUCCACACACACACACACACACACACACACACACACACACACACACACACACACACACAAGCCGUAUAAUCUUCUAUUUACUGACGUGGGAAGCUUCCACCUUGUGUUGUAUAAAGUGACUCUAUGAGAUCAAACUAAUAUUUGAUAUGUGAAGUGCUGACGGACGUGACAACAGUGAAGAGAGGACUUCACACUGAAAAGCACUUUUUGUCAGAUUCACAUGAAGAAGCAGAGUGAGACUCACUGUGGCGCUCUGACACUGUGAUCGUCGACUGUCUGUAAACUAAAAGAAAAUAUUUAUUUGGUCCCUGACUUAUUGAUUUGGUGUUAAGUUAUUGAUAAGACUUGUUUCUUCAUUUUACCAGUGUUGCUAUUUGUGUCACAGUUUGUCCUCUCCUCACAUCUGAUUGUCUUAUUGAGCUUCACGUUAAAACACUGAAGAUGAUGUUUUGUCAUCACACACACCAACACGAGUCCUAAAUGAUACAGAUCACAGUUGUAUUUAUUUUCAAAAAGCCAACAGCAGCAUUUAAUAAACAUUUCCUCUCAUUUCUAAAAUCAUACGUCUGUGUUUCAGAGGUAAAUGAAGGUCGUGUUCCUGAGUUUCAUUCACGGCCUGAAACUCACAACAGGACAUUUUGUUUUUAACCUCAUGUGUUAAACAGUUCUUGUCCUUAAUCAUAUACAGAUGUUUUGUUUUUAACACAUCUGCUUCACAUGAUCAGACCAGAUUUAAAUUUCAUUUAAUACUUAUUGAAACUAACAGCUGUGACAGUGUCGGUAAACAGACAAACCUGAGGAUUGGGUCAUAUUUUCUCAGUACAGUUCACCACUAUAACACAUGUGGUGUAAUAAUGACAUGUGGGAAACUCUGCUCUGGACCCAGAGUCGCUGCUGUGCCACAUUCCUCCUCUGUAGAGCUGUAGUAGACAGGUGUGGCUGUUACACCAGGUUUAUUACAACUUGUGCAUUUAGUGCUGUAUCCCACCCCCCUCAGUGACGUUACCCCUCUCUCCCCUCUGCAGCUCAUUUGUUUAAGUGACCAUCUGUUGAAACUACAAAGAUGACGGUCAAUGUAAAAUUCAUCAGGAGCAGCGUUCACUCUGCUGGAGGUUCAGGUGUUGUCUUUGGACUGAACCUGUGCAAACUGCUGGUGCAAAUCUUACAUAUUUAUUAAGAUCCAAAAUCAUCUGAGACGGCAGUGAGCUCAAUAAAUGUAAAAUCAUCAUUUAUAGUGUAUGCUCAGCUGGGAGGUGGCUGUCCCAAACACUAACCUGUAAAUAUUAACUAAAGAAAUACUGCAAACUUUUCCAUUGUUGCAUUGUUGCACUUUCAUGUCACUAUGGCAACAGCGUAUAUUUUAGUCCAUUGGCUGACAUUUUUGAUCAGGAAGUCCCUCUCUCAGAAGCUAUAGUUAGAACUGUGCUAGCUAACUAUGUGCUGACUAGCAUCUUCACAGCUGGCUAACAGUUAUCUAAAACUGUUACUAUGGAAACAGUCACGACUGAAACGGUGGUGAGGUUUCAGUCGUGACAGCAUUGUUGCGGUAGCAGCACUUCACACCAGUUUAACACAGUUAAGAUAAAAGUAUUUUACUAUUAACUCCAUGUACGGCGACAUGGUUUGAACACCAGCUGAAGGACAACACUGACUUAAAGGUGCACUAUGAGAUUCUAGCAAAAGCUAAACAGCCAAUCAAAUUGCAUCGCUCAUGAAGCAGCGUUUUGAUUGGCUGGAAUACGAACACACAGAAUAGUCAGAGGUAAGGACUGUGAGGAGAUUGUUACUCAAUCUCAUAAAAAGCAUGACAACCUUUUUUUUGUUUGUAAACAAUGAUGACGUGUUUUGUGGGCGGAGCCAAACUGGUGGCAGGAAGUGACAGUUAGGUCAGGAGCAGGGAUCAACCAGACAUCUCCAGUUAUUUUAAUGGUUUUCAGCAGAAGUUAAAGAAGUGAAUCAACAAUGUCGACUCUAGAUCAUGGAGGUCUCCUCUGUCAGACGUCCUCAGUCCUCAGUGAUCACAUGUGGUUUUAGCUAAAGUAAAUGUUAUAACAGAUAUAAUAUCACUGUCCCAUUCACUCAUUAAACACUGAGGGAUGUUAGAGCUGAACUGUCUGAGCAGUUAGGUUUGUCUACAUGCUGCUUACAUGCUAAUGUUAAUGUUGGUCGGUUGUAUUUACCAUUAUGAAGAGCCCACUGAGAACACCAGCUCUGUGGUUGCUGCUGUUACUAAUUUAUUGUUAUUAACUACAUCAUUGAUUUUGUCUUUGAGUGUGAUAAACGGAUUUCAUCAGUCCAGUCUGUGUAAUGGCAGUUUAGCUUCAAAUGGCGUCUCCAACGACGGUAUUCUGAUGAAGAAGAUGAAGGUCUUCGCCUUUUUUCCACCACUUGUUUCUGCUGCAGUGAUGUAAUCAUGACGUUCCAGUGGGUCUAUUAGAUUACAGCUGUGGACUGCACCUUUAAGUCAGCAUGUUACAUUAAUGCAGCUGGUACAAACACAGGUAAAUAAAAAUAAUCAUUGCCUCUGUAAUUAUAAUAAUUAUUUAUAAUUAUUAAUAAUAAUUAUAGUAAUAAUGCUUAUUACUGUAGUAUCACUGAAGUGUCAGUAAUGUUCCUAUGGUUCAUAACAUGCAGCUCCAAAACGUUACUGUCAUGACUGAAACAUGGGAUGUGUUGACAAAAAUAAAGUGUAUUGAUUUCUCAGUGUUUGGUUCAGUGUACAGUAAAAUUAAACCUAAUGAAAUCAGUAUC
Messenger RNA from Seriola aureovittata, 4194 nucleotides. RefSeq names its product fibroblast growth factor 3 (gene fgf3). Bases 512 to 1246 code for a protein of 244 amino acids. Gene Ontology annotation, molecular function: growth factor activity; fibroblast growth factor receptor binding. Gene Ontology annotation, cellular component: cytoplasm. Gene Ontology annotation, biological process: positive regulation of gene expression; fibroblast growth factor receptor signaling pathway; animal organ morphogenesis. The transcript is spliced from 3 exons. The record is from RefSeq and is a predicted model, not a curated record. Lineage: Eukaryota; Metazoa; Chordata; Actinopteri; Carangiformes; Carangidae.